AUGGCGCCGAUGGCUGCGCCGCGCCGCCUGCACGUGCACUUCUACGACGCGGACGAGCCGACUGAGGUGACCGUUAAAUCGGGCCAGGACAUCCUGUGCACGGUGUCGCAAAAGAUCGGCGUCCCCGCUCACGAGAUCGCACUGGAGCUGUUCGGGGGGGAGGAGUCAUACGACUUGACGCUCCACGCCAUGUGCAAUCACAUCCAGGCGCAGCAGUCGGAGCCGCACGUCCUCUUCAACUUCCCGUCGGCCAAGAUCUUGAUCACUACCGAGGGCAUCUUCUCGCAGGAGACGGCGGUGUACGAGCUGAUCGACAACGCGCUCGAGUCGGUGUACCUCCUCGCGAGCGGGACCCCUUCAUCGUACAUUCCUCAAGUCGUCCUGCUCCUCGACCUCGAGCGCAACAUUCUGCGGGUUGUGGACAACGGGCGCAGCUUGACGCACGAUGAGCUGGUGAUGUGGGGGCAGCUUGGGACCUCGGACCACCAGAAGCACGGCGGCUCGGCCUCCGGCUUCUUCCCCGUGCGCUACUCGCGGUUCGGCGUCGGGUCCAAGGGAGCCGGAAAGGCGCUGCUGGGAGAGGGCGGCGAGCUCUCAAUGGCGAGGGUGGAGGGCGGCCCCCGUGGCAGUGGGACGAAGCUGACGAUGCCGAUCGCGAAGAUGAUGAAGGCGGCUGAGGAGGGCGACCGCAAGGGCGAGUGGAAGCAGCCCGUCACGUCGUGGCAGCCGGACGCGCAGGUGCGCGCGCUGAUGGACCGCGAGGGGUGGGGCGACAAGGCGACGUGCUUCGAGGUGCGCGGCGUCAAGGCGAACACCCUGCGCGAGUUCGCGGCGGGGUUGAAGGAGGCGGGCGGCCUCGCCGACAAGCUGUGCGACAAGUACCUCCCGUGCCUCGUGACGACCGACCCCAGCUCGGCGGCGCGCGCUCUUGCGGCGCGCGCUCUGCCGGAGAUGGAGGGCUUUCCCCGGCAGCUGAUUCGGAUGAGCGUCGAGCUCGGCGAGGACCGCAUCACGCUCAACGACGAGAUCUUUGGCCACGGCGAUGUCGACAACCUGCGCUGCUCGCAGCUCAUUCAGCAGCGCCAGAUCCGCUACCAGCACCUCGAGGAGAAGUUCCCGCAGGCGGCAGGCGGCCACGGCGCUGCGACGCGCUCCGCCGACCUCGCGUGCCCGUCGAUGACCAAGGUCUUCGACGGCACUUGCGAGACGGGCGAUAUGCAGGGCUCGUGGCGGCUCGUCCUCGAGUACUGGCCGUCGACCAACGGCAGCACCUCCAUGCCGCCGGUCGUCGAGCCCGGCUGCUUCGAGGUUCGGUGGAACGGGCGGCUGCUCUCCGAGGAGCGCACGAAGUCGUUCCAGUUCACCGAGCUCGCGGGCGCGAAGGAGUUGCUCGGGCGCGGCCCCCUGAAGGACCUGCCGGAGGCCGUGUGGCAGCGCUUCACCGGGACCCUCUACCUCGACGGCAACUUCGCCGUCGAUCCGAACAAGAACGCGCUGCUGCACGAUUCGUCGGUGGACAGCCUCGUGCAGAACCUCUUCCGCAAGUGGGACUCGAGGGCAGAGAAGCAGCGCGGCCGCGGCUCGCCCCGCGCGUCGCCUCUCUCGUCCCCAGGCUUUGGCUCGCCAGGCUACGGGCCUGGGGGAGGCAACUCGCCCCGGGAGGUCGCCAGCAUGCGGCAGCAGCAGCAGCUCGACGCGGCGCAGAAGAAGAAGCAGGAGAUGGUGCCCCUCGCAAGAGAGAUGUGCGCCUGGCUGCACGACUGGAAGGAGGUCGACGAGGACGUCAUCUUCGUGGCCGAGAGCACCGACCCCCCCCGCGCAGCCGAUUGCGACGUCGACACCGCGCGGGGCACCUUCAAGGCGACGACGAACCACGUGCGGAUCGGUGGCGAGAACUUUGUCGCGCCGGUUCGCCACAAGGUGAGCCUCGAGGCCAAGGACCUCGACCCGAAGAAGCGCCUGCUCGUCAAGAUCGCCGUCAGAAAGCAGGAGGAGUUCGCCGAGGUGUGCGACUUCCAGUUCGACGGCUCGUACGACCCCGCCUCCGCGCUGCGCGACUCCGACGUGAACGAGGCCUGCCGCCAGGCGACGAGCGGCUUUGUGCGCUUGUGGCGGUGGACGCACGCCCGCGUGACCGAGCGGCCCGAGUCGUUUCCCCUCACGAGCCUUCGCAAGAAGGUCGCGGAGGGGGAUUGGAAGCGGCACGUCACGGCGGCGAAGAAGCACUUGCCGUCCGAGCUGCGCGUCAAGAGCGACGCCGUCUCCACGAGCUCGCACCCCGUCAUCGACGUCGGCAAGCCCAUUGCGUUUGAGGACGCAGCCAGCGCCAGGGGCCCGGGCCACUUCGUUGUGCAGGUUUUCAAUGGCCAGCAGCCCAAGGAGGCAAUGCUGGGCGGCCUGCCAAACCGAGGCAAGCUCACCUUCGAGGUGAACGGGCAGAAGGUUGUUGAGGUCAGGCAGCCUUAUGCCGGCGGCGAGUACUGGUUCGCGUGCCCGCACGCGCACAACCGCGGCGGCGCCUCUCUCAAGGCUGGCCGCAACACUUGCACCUUUCGCGGCGCGCGCGACGGCGAGCGCGACCUCGUGCUCAAGUUCGACGUCACCGUGCUGCCGGCCGAGCGGCCGGAGCGGCUCUUCCUGCACCAUGGGUCGCUCGACGAGAACAGCGAUGUGCGGCUGGGCGACACGCUGCCGCAGCUGUGCCUCGAGGCCCUCGACGCGACCGACCAACGGUUCGAUCUCGACCCGCGCCACGUCAGCGUGCACUUGAAGGUGGGCGGCGGCGCUGAGCUGGAGCUGCACUCGAAGGACCGCAAGACCCCGCUGCGCGCCGGGCGCGAGCCGAGGCGCGUGGCGUUCGACCAGUUGCAGCUCCGCGGCAAGCUCAACCUCUCCUCCUCGGCGCGCAGCAACGUCCGGCCUGCCACGCUCGUCUUCCGCUACGAGCAGCCGCAGUCGCAGCCGCAGCAGCAGCUUGAAGAUCUCGAGAUGCACGUGCAGGUCUCGAGCGGGCCGGUUGCACGGCUCGACCUCGACGCCGAGCAGACGCCGCUGGAGCCGGGCAAGCCGCUGCCGGCUCUCGAGCUGCGUGCGUUCGACGCGUGGGACAACCCGGCGACGGAGGAGACGGUUCGCUUGUCGGUGGCGCCCGAGGGAAGCCUCCAGCUCAAGGACUCGGAGGUGGUGACGGACUCGAAGGGCAAGCACAAGCUCAAGGCGCGCUGGGCGGCGGUGAGCUCCGCGCCGGCCGUCGGCAACGCGACCGUCACCUUCUCGAGCGCGGGAGUGAGCAAGGCCCUCGCCGUGCCGAUCGUUCAGCCGCCGGCCGCGCGCGUCGAGCUCGUCUGCCCCGACUCGGUGGGCAGCGGCGAGUCGUUCGAGUUGAAGCUCGUCGCAUACUCGGAGGGAGACGCUGAGGUCGCGGUGCCCGAGAUUGAUCUCGGUGCGCUUCAGCUGGCUGUGGCCGGCAGCGACAUCGAGCCCCCGGAUUACACAUGGCAACAGGAUGGCCUGCGGCUGCGCUCGACCUGCAGCGUCAUCGGCAAGGUAGGGACGAUCACCCUCACCCUGCCGCCCGUCGCGCACAACAUCCUCUCGACCGCCGACGCCAAGCAGCUCCAGCUGUGCGCCGGCGCUGCCGCGGGCAUCCAUGUGUCGGAGCAGGAGGUGCGCAACGGCUCGGAGUUUACGAUCAAUGCGAGCGUGGUCGACAGCGCGGGCAACAAGCUCGAGAUGGGCCAGUACACGUGGCAAGUCGAGGCCUCGGCGCCCGACGAGCUCUACGUCAAGGCCGCCACGCGUCGCUGCCAGCCGAGCCCGUCGCUCCGCGCGUGCGUGUGCACGAAGCGGGUGCUCUCGCAGAGCACGCCGCACGCCGUCGCGAUCCGCGCGACACCGACCGACGGCGGGCCAACGCUCGAGGAGGAGGUGCAGCUGCAGCUCCUGCCGGCGGAGCUGCCUUCGCAGAUUGCUCUGUACCGGCGGUCUGACGAAGAUGUCUUGCCGGUCAUGGGACGGAUCCAGGCCGUCGCGGGCGAGAUGCUUCCGGAGCUCCUCGUCUCUCUCUUGCUCGAGACCGGGGAGGAGCACAGACGCGUGCAGCAGUGCCAGCUCGAGGUGAGCUGGCAGGGCGAGUCCCACAAGCGGCACGACACCUUCCCCAGCGACAGCCGCUCCGCCUUCCUCGUCAGCGGCCUGCCCGCAAGCACGACGGCGGGCACGCAAAAGCUCAAGCUCACGCUCCACAACUUCAAGGCGGCGCACGCGACGGCCGACGAGCAGCGGAAGCUGGGCGCGACGCUCGAGGCCUCUGGCCGCAGCAAGACGGUCGCGGAGAUCGAUGUCACCGUGCUCCCGGCUGCCCCGCUCGGCUUGCAGCUUGUUGGCGAUGAGGUCCUCUCGCUGCAGGACGACACUAUUGUCACGGACGUCGACCUCCGCCUCGUGGACGCGCACGGCAACGUCAUCGACGAGACGUUCGAUGUGACCGUCACGCUCACGCCGCCCGCCACGCCGCCCGCCGACACGGAGUCGACCACCGCCGUCCUCCAACAGCCGCUGCCCAACAGUACGCUGAAGGUCAAGCGCGGUAAGCUGAAGCUCUCGACGCUGCGGCUGUCCAACUACGGGCGGAGCGGCGAGUACUCGCUCGACUUCACCAAGGCGGACGGCAGUCUGGCUGGCUCCGUCCCUAUCGCGUACACCGACCCGGCGGAGGAGAAGGCGGACGCGGAGCGGCUGCGGAGGGAGAUCGCACAGCGCCAGGCCGACCUCGACGAGAAGAAGCGCCUCUGCGGCGAGGCGACAACGCGGCACGACGCCGCGAAGCGUGCUCUCGCCGACGCGCAAGGCGAGCUCCGCGAGACCAAGGCGCAGGAGAACGCGCGGAAGAAGCAGCAGGUUUUGAUGAGCUUCGACGAGGCGCAGGCGAAGCUGGCCGAGACGCAGCCGCCGGACGAGGCACAGAUCUCCGAGGGCGCGCAGCAACUCGGCACGCUGCUCGGCGCCACGGAGGAGGAGCCGACGGUGCAGCUCCUUCUUGACGACGAGGAGGGAGUGCGGCGGUACACGCGCUCUGAGGUCGACGGCCACGUGUUCCAGGACGAGGGCGGCGCAGUGCUGCGCACGAUCGAGCUCGAGCCCGGCAAGUGGGGCAUCUUCAAGGUGGCGCGGACCCGCCACGGCGGCGAGACGCGCGAGCGGCGCGGCGACCUCGUCUUCGACUACACGACGGACGCGUACAAGAUGAAGCGGGCGGUCGUGGCGGGCGCGUCACUUUGCGCCGCCGCAACCACGCGCGACGCUCGCGUCGCUGCCGCGCUUCUCGCGCUCAUCGGCGGCGACGCCGUCGCGCUGCACCCGGACGUGGCCUUCGGCGCGAUGAUGCCGCUGCUCGGCGGCUAUGGCGUCCGCCCGCGCCGCACGCCAGCCAACUUCGUCGAGGAGAAGAACUACAAGGUGUCCGUUGACGGCUCGACGGGCCUUCUCGAGUUCGACGGCGAGGUGCUGCCGCCCGGCGCGAAGGAGUACGGCGCCGCGUACCUCGUCAACCUCGUGGUCCUCCCUGACGGGAACCAGGGCGCAGCGCUGCGCCGCGCGCUGUGGCGCGCCGUCGGCCGCACCGUCGUCGUCGACGGCGACGCUAGCCGAAUGAUCGAGUACGCCGACGAGAAUCCGCACUUGCACGACGUGGUCGCCCUCGGCGCUCACGGCGAGACUGCGCCCUUCGAUGCGAUCCGCUCCUCCGGCGUGCAGCCUCUCGCCCGCACGGCCGGCGUGAUGCUGGGCCCGCCGAGCGAUCCGCUGGCUGCGCAGGCCCUAUGCGGCACCGCGGCCGGCGCGGUGGUGUACGAGACGACGCUGGUGACGGCCUUCCAGGAACGGGUCGAUGAGCUGCAGCGCGAGGUCGAGGAGAAGCAAGAGGGGCACGACGACGCAGAGGCGGCGAGGCUCGAGCAGGAGCAAGCCGUUGGGGCGGCCACUGCUGCGCUCAAGCGCGCAAAGAACAAGCGGAAGGCUCCGGGCGGCGAGCCGUCGGGCCUCGACCCCGCAACUGCCCAGGAGCGUCCGCGCCAAAGGCGCAGGACGGGAGGCACCGCCCAGGCGCCCAACUAAUGCAGGCGCGAGCUACGUGUGCUCGGCGCCAGCAAAGUGCGCGUUCCCAACGCCGGGGUGGAACGUGUGCCGCCCGGUGCGUCGCGGGCCCCCUUGCGGCGGGGACGACCCCCGUCGCCCCCAGCAUGUACGUUUUGUAAUUAUUCGCGCCGCAGGUGGCAGGAGAGUCACUAACGGCAAACCAAGCACAACUAGAGAACUAUUUUGUGCCAGCGCGCAGCGGCGGCCCAAGUGAGACGGUGAGAAGGCCACCAGGGCGGUUAAAUCAAUUCGAUACAUAUCAAGACGUAAUCUCCU
This is a messenger RNA of Emiliania huxleyi CCMP1516, 6411 nucleotides long. RefSeq lists its product as hypothetical. The coding region runs from base 1 to 6114 and encodes 2037 amino acids. The transcript is spliced from 3 exons. NCBI's taxonomy places the organism in Eukaryota, Haptophyta, Isochrysidales, Noelaerhabdaceae. The record is from RefSeq and is a predicted model, not a curated record.